CCUUCCUUCCCACUUCCUGGGAAAAGAAGAGCACUCAUUAGCACAGUCACCCAUUAUCCAGCAGGGCCCUGGGCCUGCUAUCUAAUGAGGCUGCCCCCUCUUCCCACCCUUUCCUGUUUUCACAGUUGGACCAUCCCAGUGGAACCACACAAACCUGGGUUCAGAUCUCAGGUUCCCUCCUUCAUAGUUACGAGGCUCUGGGCAGCUCACUCCACCUCUCUGAGCCUCUGCUGGCUCAUCUGUAAACAGGAAUAAUGAUACCCGUUCAGCCAGCCCCACAGGGUUGUUGUGAAGAUGAAAUGAGCCAUACCCACGGAACACUGUGGUCAUUAUCAUUAGUCAUGGCAUUUAGAAGCACGAGGCAACCGGGUAUUGUCUUACCUUGUGCCCUAUUUUACAGAUGUGGAGAUCGGCACUUAGAGAAGGGAGUCGGCUGCCCAAGGGUCCCUUAGCAGGGCAGUAGGCAAACUGGGGUUAGACCCACGUCUACGGGUGCACCUCCCAUCGCACGGCUGCUGCCAUCUGUGCUGCCAUCUGUGUCACUCCAAGGCGUGACACAAAUCAGCAGCCAUGAACUACGUCGGGCAGCUGGCGGAGACGGUGUUUGGGACGGUGAAGGAGCUGUACCGGGGCCUGAACCCAGCCACGCUGAGCGGCGGCAUUGACGUGCUGGUGGUGAAGCAGGUGGACGGCUCGUUCCGGUGCUCACCCUUCCAUGUGCGUUUUGGCAAGCUGGGCGUCCUGCGGUCACGGGAGAAGGUGGUAGACAUUGAGAUCAAUGGGGAGCCUGUGGGCUUGCACAUGAAGCUCGGCGACAGCGGGGAGGCCUUCUUCGUUCAGGAGCUGGAGAGCGAUGAGGAACACGUGCCUCCCGGCCUGUGCACCUCACCCAUCCCUUGGGGGGGUCUGUCUGGCUUCCCCUCAGACUCCCAGGUGGGCAAUGCCAGUGAGCCUGAGGGCCUCGUCAUGGCAGGCACGGCCUCCAUUGGGCGGAGGAAGAGGCGUCGCAGGAGGAAGCCCAAGCAGAAGGAGGACGCAGUGGCAACUGAUUCUAGUUCAGAGGAACUGGAGGCAGGCGCUGAGAGUGAGCUGUCCCUGCCGGAAAAGCCGAGGCCAGAGCCCCCAGGCAGUGUCCAGUUGGAAGAGAAGUCUUCACCGCAGCCCAAAGACAUCUACCCCUACUCGGAUGGCGAGUGGUCCCCCCAGGCCAGCCUCUCAGCAGGUGAGCUAACAUCCCCUAAGAGCGACUCGGAGCUGGAGGUGCGGACCCCGGAGCCCAGUCCCCUGAGAGCCGAGGCCCACAUGCAGUGGGCCUGGGGGAGGCUGCCUAAGGUGGCCAGAGCUGAGCGGCCCGAGUCCUCAAUGGUCCUUGAAGGCAGAGCUGAGGCAACCUCUCCUCCUCGGGGAGGACCCAGCACUCCCUCUACCUCUGUGGCUGGCAGCGUGGACCCUUCGGGACCCCUAAUCCAGCAAACAGAGGCUGGUGCCGACCUUCAUCCUGACACAGAGGAUCCUACUCUAGUGGGUCCCCCUCUCCACACCCCAGAGACAGAGGAAACCAACACUCAGAGCUCUGGGGACAUGGGCCUCCCUCCUGCCUCCAAGUCAUGGAGCUGGGCCACUCUGGAGGGUCUAGUUCCCACUGGGCAGCCAGAGAGGGUCUCCAGGGGGAAAGGCUCCCCAAAGAGAAGCCAGCACCUGGGCCCCAGUGACAUCUACCUGGACGACUUGCCCUCCCUGGACUCUGAGAAUGCAGCGCUUUACUUCCCCCAGAGUGACUCUGGGCUGGGGGCCAGAAGAUGGAGUGAACCCAGCAGUCAGAAGUCCCUGAGGGACCCCAACCCUGAACAUGAACCUGAACCCACUCUGGACACAGUAGAUACAAUAGCACUGUCCCUCUGUGGUGGACUGGCUGACAGCCGGGACAUCUCCCUAGAGAAAUUCAGCCAGCACAGCGUCUCCUACCAGGACCUCACCAAAAACCCCGGACUUUUGGAUGACCCAAACCUAGUGGUGAAAAUCAAUGGGAAGCAUUAUAACUGGGCUGUGGCUGCCCCCAUGAUCCUCUCCCUGCAAGCCUUCCAGAAAAACUUGCCCAAGAGCACCAUGGACAAGCUGGAGAAGGAGAAGAUGCCCCGGAAGGGUGGGCGAUGGUGGUUUUCCUGGCGACGCAGGGACUUCCUGGCCGAGGAGCGCAGUGCCCAGAGGGAGAAGACUGCAGCCAAGGAACAGCAGGGGGAGAAGACAGAUGUCCUGAGCAGUGAUGACGACGCCCCAGACAGCCCUGUGAUCCUCGAGAUCCCCUCCUUGCCACCCUCCACUCCACCCUCCACUCCCACCUACAAGAAGUCCCUCCGCCUUUCCUCCGAUCAGAUUCGGCGCCUGAACCUGCAAGAAGGUGCCAAUGAUGUGGUGUUCAGUGUGACCACUCAGUACCAGGGCACCUGCCGCUGCAAGGCCACCAUCUACCUGUGGAAAUGGGACGACAAGGUGGUCAUCUCUGACAUCGACGGCACCAUCACCAAGUCGGACGCUCUGGGCCAUAUCCUGCCCCAGCUGGGGAAAGACUGGACACACCAGGGCAUCACCAGUCUCUAUCACAAAAUCCACCUAAAUGGGUACAAGUUCCUGUACUGCUCGGCGCGGGCCAUUGGCAUGGCGGACCUCACCAAGGGGUACCUGCAGUGGGUGAGCGAGGGGGGCUGUAGCCUCCCCAAGGGCCCCAUCCUUCUGUCUCCCAGCAGCCUCUUCUCUGCCCUCCACAGAGAGGUGAUUGAGAAGAAACCAGAGGUGUUCAAGGUCGCCUGCCUGAGUGACAUCCAGCAGCUGUUUCUGCCCCAUGGACAGCCUUUCUAUGCUGCCUUUGGGAACAGGCCCAAUGAUGUCUUUGCCUACCGGCAGGUGGGCCUACCUGAGUCACGCAUCUUCACAGUCAACCCCCGGGGCGAGCUCAUCCAGGAGCUCAUGAAGAACCACAAGUCCACGUAUGAGCGGCUUGGUGAGGUGGUUGAGUUCCUCUUCCCACCUGUGGCCCGUGGCCCCAGCACAGACCUGGCCAACCCUGAAUACAGUAACUUCUGCUACUGGCGGGAGCCACUGCCCACUGUGGACCUUGAUACCCUGGACUGAACCUGCCCUGGCUUCUCCUCCCUGGCCCGGCCCAGAACUGACUAGGUGUACCGGGGUAUAGGAGGGUGGGAGCUGGAGUGCCACGGGGCAAACCCACUGAAGGGGAAGAAGGGGGCUGCAGGUUGGUUGGAGCUAGAGAGACUCCCCCAUCUUCCCCGUCCUGUUUUUGCCAGCUAAGCUGCAGAUGCUCCAGGUGUCAGUGUGGCACUGGCCUGGGGCAAUUACUUUGUCAUCUGGGCCCUUGCAGGGUUCUGUUUUUUGUGUUGUUUUUUUUUUCUGAGACAGGGUCUUGCUCUGUUGCCCAGGCUGGAGUGCAGUGGCAUGAUCUUGGCUCACUGCAACUUCCGCCUCCCAGGUUCAAGCGAUUCACCUGCCUCAGCCUCCCAAGUAGCUGGGAUUACAGGCAUGUACCACCACACCUGGCUAAUUUUUGUGAUUUUAGUAGAGAUGGGUUUUCACCAUGUUGGCCAGGGUGAUCUCGAACUCCUGACCUCAAGUGAUCUGCCCACCUUGGCCUCCCAAAGUGCUGGGAUUACAGGCAUGAGCUACCACGCCUGGCCUCCGUGCAGGGUUCUCUAUGCCCUUGAUAUCUCUCUCCCUGUCGACCUGGGACCUUGCUGUAACUCUUGAUAGGACAGGGAGAAGAGGGAGGCCCCACUGAGGCUCGAGGCAUCAGUGAAGGGUUGGUGGCAGCAGUGGGAGUGUGGUGCAGCUUCUGGAAGGACAUAGUGUUCUCCCCGCCCCUUAUCUGGGAGCCAGGACUGUACCCUCUGAAGCCAGACAUCACUGCCAACACAUCCCCCUUGCUGGUGCCCUGGCAUCUCAGCACACGAUACACACCCACACCUGCAGGCUGAGAGAGUGUGGCUCUGGCUUGGCCUGCUCCCCGUCUGGCUGCUGCCACUGCCUCUCUCCAGACCUCCCUUAAAGACAGUCCCAAACUCAGCCGGGGCAGGUGGGUGUUGGCUUGACAGUCCUCCCCCAGUCUCUGCUGGCCAGCUUGGUGCUCACAGCUGCUCGGUAAGCUCUUGCCUAAGGAGCUGUAGGAAGCAGGGAUGAUGCCCCAGCAACCUCUCCUCCCACUGUCUUUGGUGAAGAAAGUAGCUUUAGACUGGCUAAAAGCUUUAAUCCAGAGCUGCCCUACUCCGAUAGUACCAGAGUGGAAGGCAGAAUACCAAAUGUCCAGGAACAAAAGGCAGGGCUGUGGGGACCUGAAGAGCAGCACAGCGGGGCCCGUGCUGCUGUGGGGGAAACUGAGGCUGGGAGCCUCAGCAGAGACGGGUGUCAGAGUCUCGGAACUGCAGAGGCCUGAGGAACAUGCGUUUUCAAGUUGUCCAUUGACGGUUUCGUACCUGAAUUUCUCACCUUUUGUGAACAUCCUGGGAGGGUGGCGGUUUUGCAGGGGUGUUAAAAGCAAGGCCCGGAACUCCUUUCCUCCAGCUGGGGGCUCCUUCUCAGGGCCUGGCCUCAUUCAGGCCACUUUCUAGAGAAAUGCCCUGACCUCGCAGGAAGGAUUUCCCCACCCCCGAGUGGAAGGAAGAGGACAGUGCGGGCACCAGAGAGCCCUGGAAACAUUUUAGGGGAAGGAAAGGAAAAGGAUAAAUUUGGGGUGGGGGGUCUCUAAACAGAUUGCCUGCAUUUCGUUCUUUCCUGGGGUUCUACAGCUGCCUAAGCCCUCACCUUGGGGGAGGAUCAAAGGGAAUAAAGAGAACUCUUGUCUGA
Cercocebus atys (sooty mangabey) is the source of this 4851-nucleotide messenger RNA. It is a transcript of the gene LPIN3, whose product is annotated as lipin 3. The transcript is spliced from 20 exons. Lineage: Eukaryota; Metazoa; Chordata; Mammalia; Primates; Cercopithecidae. The coding region runs from base 571 to 3129 and encodes 852 amino acids. Gene Ontology annotation, cellular component: nucleus. Gene Ontology annotation, molecular function: phosphatidate phosphatase activity; transcription coactivator activity. Gene Ontology annotation, biological process: fatty acid catabolic process; positive regulation of transcription by RNA polymerase II; triglyceride biosynthetic process. The record is from RefSeq and is a predicted model, not a curated record.